Molecule: messenger RNA, 2845 nt
Organism: Owenia fusiformis
Lineage: Eukaryota; Metazoa; Annelida; Polychaeta; Sabellida; Oweniidae
Source: the annotation of a GenBank genome assembly
ACUGAACCCAUUUGUAUCAGCAACAAAUAACUCUUGGAAUAAGAUUAAAUUUUGUUGUCGCCAACAUUACAAAAUAAGUCAAACUAGUACACAUGUUUUACUAAAUUUGUUUCUUUGAAUUAAAGGACGUUUACAUUGGAUUGGAUAGAACCUAUUUCGGACCUGGAGUAUCCACUAUUAUGACAGCAGUUCAAGCAACAGACAAAAAGGGUGAAUACCAGAUGUAAAACAGUAACAUAUCUCACAUACCCGAGGUCAAUGAGACGCCGGCAUAUAUAUAUGACCUAAAUAUAUAUAUGGUACUUCUGUCACUCAUUGGAACUAUCUAAAAUGGGUUCAGGAUUUUCCAAUGAACAAGAAAAGACAAGGGCUAAAGCAAAAAUAAAAGCUGUUGCGAAGCUGAACAAACACACAGCAGAGGAAACGUAUCAUAGUGCUAAAAAAUCGGAACUACAGGAAAUGAUAUGGCAAUCUAAAAUGUGUAAAGAUAACGUAGCUACAAAUGAUGACCAAAAUAGUGAUAAUCACAAACGAAUCCGACAACCAUCUUUGCAAGGCCCUGAAUUGCAUAGAAUCGAUUCAGAACUAAGAAUAAUGACUCACCAUGAUGACAAAUGUUUCUUAUGCGAUGAGUACAUACAAAAUGCUCACCUUGGAUACCCCUGUAGAGUUUGUACAAGAAUCUUUCACAAGGAAUGCUUAGAGAAAAGUGGUCAAUUGACAUCGGGGGAUUUACGUCUACUGACACUGGCCCAUACAAAUAACGGAUGGAGCUGUUAUGAUUGUUCAAACAUGUGUACUCUUCUCUUACCCGAGGAAGUGCGCAUUAUGGACAUCCAGUUCAAGAAGUAUGAUAUUAACAAAGAUUGCAAUAUCAAUAUGGAGGAAUUCGUAAACUUCAAGAAGCGACGUUAUCGGGACGAGGAAGACGAAGAAAUGACCGAAGAUGAUGUUAAGAGACAGGAAAUUGAAUUUAAAUUGAUGGAUGUUGAUGGAAGCGGGGAGCUCAACUGGUGGGAGUUUAUGAACCACGAAGCAUCCCGUUGCAUUGCCAAGAGGAAGCCAGAAGAUCUGGUGAAACUACUGACAACUAAAGAAAUAUCGGAAAUCCAGUCUUUGUUUCGUAAAUUCGACGUUAACAAUGAUAACGUGAUACACGAAUUUGAAGCGAAAAAGGUGUUUAGGCAGUGGUACAGUCAUUUUGAUUCUGCUCAAACGAGAUCCAGAUCUAUAAGUUUGUCGGGUGGAAUUCAAAGAGAAACAACCUCAUUAGGAUUACAUGUUGACCAGCAAACAAGUAUUCUUAUGGGUGGAGAUCGAGAUAAUGACGGAGUGGUUACAUAUGAUGAAUUUCUACUAGACCAGGCACUGUACAAGAUCUGUAACAGAGUAAACAGGGGCAACAUGAGCUUUCUCAAGAAAUAAGGAAGAAUGGACUGUUGGAACUUCAUAAAUUAUUUGAAUAUGUAGCAUAUGCGAUAACGGAUAAUAAUGAGGGAAGCAUUGAACGAUAGCAAGUGGCCAGGAGUGAAGUGUUAAAAUGGAAAAAGUGAUUAUGACAGUCUAAAUUAAUUUGUAUUGUUCAUUAAUAUUGAAUAAAAGACUGAUGCUUACGUGAAAUCACAAUAUAUUAUACUUUUGAAAAUUACUUGCAUACAUUCAAAUCAAAAUAUAACAACAAUAAAAUAAUUAACACAUAACAACAAAUGGUAUCAAAAACAUGUCAAGAAAACAUUGUACAGUAUCUAUUUACAAAAGUGAUAUACGGAUUUUUUAAGUUUCGUCCAAGUGCAAUCAACUUUUCAGGCGUCAAGAACUUCCUAAUCCGUUUCGCAAGUAACUUCUUCUUUGGCGAUUAUUUGUUUGUAUUGAGUCUAUUUCGUACUUCGCGCUUUGACUCCACUGUCCUGUAGGGAGUUCUUUCUGUUACACUAGCGGUAUUGCUAAUGUCAACAAUGUCAUUUGAAGUAGAUUCUGCAGAGCGUACGUUUGCUAAAGGCAUCAACGCAGAGAUUCCGUGCUUUAUUUUUGUCAUAGAAUUCAAACGUUGGCGCCGCAUGGUAUUACAUAUCUUAGUAUCGAUGUCAAAGAAAUCAACAUCUGUCGGGGAUUGUCUCAAAGGGCGAGUGCCCAUUUUAAUCUUGGGUGAUUUGCAGACGCUUCUUGCUUUAAUACAACCGGCUGUUAUUGCACCACCGACGACGUCUUUUGUCGACCGUUCUGAGUAUUCCUUAUUCGUAUGCUCAAGGGGCGAUGGUUCCUGUACACGGUCACCUAUGACAGUCUGUUCAUCUUGUAUUUGCGUUGAUGGAGCCGCGUGGGAACAACCAACCCCUACAAUCAAAUCAAUGAAAUAAAUAAACAUGAUUUAAUAAAGAUAUAUUUUUAAUUAUUUUUUCCUUGCCCCGCUUGUCAACUUUUUCGGUUGUUCCAAAUAAUUCUACGGUUCGCCAUUCUUAGCUGAUAUUUGUUUGCGAAGAAUUGGAAAAUUAGAAACUAUCUUAAGACUAGAAUAUUCGAAAAAGCUAUGAACAAUUACCUUUUAGAUAAUAAGUAUGCAGCAUUUCGUAGGACAUCUAGUGUGAGUUUCAGAAGCGCCGACAAACAAGCUGACAAACGACCAAACAGACUGAUAGGAUCAGUAUUUGAGAGUUGACUCUGCAUCAAACUAUAAUAAAUGAUAAAUAAGAUCACUGAUCACAUAUGUUUAAUAUUACUGGUGGUUUCACUAUCAUUCUUAAAUUGUGACUCUUUCAACAUAGAUGGACGGACAAUUUAUCGUUGAAAGCCCAUGCUCCCAACAACUUGGGGUUAUAAAAACGUCCGGGAAAAAUUAUAGAAAGUA